CUCGCCCUAUCGCACUAUUUUUGCAGUCUGCAGGGGAUGUCAUCCAUAAAAUUUACUUACUGUGGCCUUAUAAUGCUUGAAGGAUUUCUUAAUAUCAAUAUUGAAUUGAAAAGCAAUGUACUAAAUGAAAUCUGUACUCAAAUUGUAUAUGACAAUGUCAUUAGAUCACAUUGUGUACAUGUCCAGAUCAGUUAUCGUAAAUUAAUUAACUGACAAACCAUUAAAUUAUGCUGUUGCCCAGAAAGUCUUCACUCAAGAAAAGGGACGAAGUUCCCAUCAUAAUACUGCGCCAAGGUUAUAGAAUACACUAUUAUUUAGCCAAAUUUGCUCAUGCCGUGUGAUAUCACGUGUGAAAAUUGACAGAAGCUAGCGUUGCAGCGUUCCGUGUCCGGCCGGAUAAUGACACUUUAUAUAAUAAUGCGUUUCCUGGGAACGCCCGGCGCGAAAACAAACUUGGUGUUCUAGAACGAUAAUUCACAAUAGUUCAAUACCAGUACCGAACAGUGCCCUUAGUAACAACAGUGUGUUGUUGUAACACCAUGAUUUUAGCAGACGUGAGCUAUAGUAUGGCUGCUGCAAGGGUUUUGUCUUUGUUCUCAAUACUGAUUCCCAUCUACAUGUCGUCCGCCGUACUUUCCGCUUCUCUGGCGAACUUGACGUCAUCGGACAACUCUUCAUCCAAUCAGCCAUAUGAUACACAGCUGAUCUCCCCAGAUGCGUGGAGUUCGCGAAGGAAUAGAGCUGCUGUAACUAAUCGUGAAAUCGUGCUUGGUAGGAGAAAUCGCCGUGCAGCCGAUUAUUGCCCAGUGAUUGUGGAGAAGGAGUUCUAUGUCACCCAACUUCUGCAUCUUCGCUGUCUGUGCCAACCCAUAAAUAUAAGACAUAGGCUCCUAAGCUGGACCGUGGUCCCGCGGGAUGGGCAGGGGGAGAAGCCGGUCUUGUUUGACGAGGAGGACAGGCUCGAACUGGGGACGGAGUUUGACAUGACAAUCCGGCAUGCUCAGGUAACCGACAGCGGCAUAUACUACUGCAGAGACACAUCUAGAGAGAGACUUCUAGUUUCUUACGAUUUGACGGUCAAACCGGCUAAGUCUGGUGUCAGGCUAAGUCUGGUGGCUCUCAGUGAGAACCCCCUGCCGAACAGAACAGCGGCAGAGAUGACGAUGUUUAGCUUAUGGUCGCCAUGGGGACAGUGUAACAGGUGUGGCGGGUCCGGAGAACGCGCCAGGAUUGGGAUUUGUCACGUCGAGAGCGAAAACUUUCCCGAGCACUUAGGCACGCGCAAAGUCUUCGCCUGUGACUCCGAGAACCUUCCCUCUUUCGCUCGAGAGGUAUUUGGCGAAGAAAUCCGCCGUCCUGGACACACGAUACCCUUCUACGAAAUCCGCCGCCCUGAUGAGAGGAGGGUAGAGUUCUGUACCGAGCCCUGCCCGAUAGACCAGAGCCUUGCUGUAACCGACUCCAGUGGCCGUAUAGUGGAGUCAGUGCUGAAUCUAGGAAGAGGAAACUUGAAUCGCCCCACGCUUCCCACUAUCACCAGUAAGAAAAGCAUUUUCGGGAAGACAGGGGAAAACAUUACACUAUCGUGUCCCGGGGAAGGUAUGGACAGCCCGGUCAGCUGGAAGAACGGGAGCGCGGUCCUCACAGAGACGGAGCUAAAGAGGACUACCAAGGGAAGAGUCUUUGUAGACAUUGUGAACUCCCUCCACAUACAUGACCUUCAGAAACAGGACGGGACUAUUUAUACCUGUUGGAUCAAGAAUCGUCGCGUGGGCUCGAUCAAGGUCUUUGUAAGAGAAGCGAUAGCAUUAGACGGAUUUACUUGAAGUACGG
This is a messenger RNA of Branchiostoma floridae (Florida lancelet), 1833 nucleotides long. Its product is annotated as Ig-like V-type domain-containing protein FAM187A. The transcript has 5 exons. The record is from RefSeq and is a predicted model, not a curated record. The coding region runs from base 540 to 1826 and encodes 428 amino acids. NCBI's taxonomy places the organism in Eukaryota, Metazoa, Chordata, Leptocardii, Amphioxiformes, Branchiostomatidae.